AUGCAGGGCCCGAAAACCGUCACAGCAUUGAGCCUCCUGUCCAUGGACCCGUCACCGACAGUUGCUGCGUCUGCGCAGCAGGCUGCGCGGACAAAACAUGGCCUCGUCAACGUGACCCGGCUGGUGCGGGCUCUUGAAAGGAUGGACCAGGAGGAGGACAUGAGCUGGCUCGAGGUUCAGAAAACCUGGGAGCGCUUCUGCAAGCCUUGCGCGAUUCAAAUGAACAGUGAGCUGGCCACAUUCCCUCUGUCAGCUGACAGCAGAGCAUCAACGACCGCAGCUACGCUGGAUGAUCUGGAACGUAUCCUCGCUCGUGUAGAGGUUCAGGUUCAGGACUCGGCAAGGCUUCCGACGCCGCCAGAGGAGGCGGCCGCCGAGGACUUGCUGGAAGCUCACGUGCCGACGAAGCUGGAGGACGAGCCUGUGGAGCUGGAAAUUCCCGUUGCGGCACCGUCAGCUGCACCAGCGGUUGUCGUGACGCCAACAGCGUCGAAGGCGUUCGACAUGGCGGACUACUUUGCUCGGCGCGAGCAGGAGUCAAAGCAGGGCGGCGACGCUGGUCUGCUCCCGCUGAAAUCGAAGGUGGCGAAGGACCCGAUGGACGAGGAGGGCAUGCGGCAGCGCCUGCUCGCCGGCGCCAACUCAAAGGGCAUGGGCGCGCGCGAGCUCCAGGAGGAACUGAGCGGGCAGCUCGCCGGCUUCAGCAGCAGCCUCGAGAACGAGAAGAGCCUGCUGCAGAACUCACAGGACGUCCUCGAGCAAAACCUGGACGGCACACUCAAGUCCAAGGGCAACCUCGAUCAGGUAUCGCGCAAGGGACGCAGCACAACGUGCAUGCAGCUUGGCAUCAUGGUCACUGUGUUCAUCAUCUUUGUGUGGACAUACAUGCUUAUCAGGUUUACGUAG
Molecule: messenger RNA, 906 nt
Organism: Trichosporon asahii var. asahii CBS 2479
Lineage: Eukaryota; Fungi; Basidiomycota; Tremellomycetes; Trichosporonales; Trichosporonaceae
Exons: 5
Coding region: 1-906 (301 amino acids)
Biological process (GO): retrograde vesicle-mediated transport, Golgi to endoplasmic reticulum
Cellular component (GO): endoplasmic reticulum; SNARE complex
Molecular function (GO): SNAP receptor activity
Source: RefSeq, a predicted model, not a curated record